AUGCCGCCCGGCGCCGACCCCAACGCCCUGGUGCAGCAGCUAGUCGCCCUGUGCCCAUGGAACGCCGCCGGCGACCCGGCGCAAGCCGACGCGCUCAUCGACCAGAUGCCCUGCGCGCGCGGCAGCCCCCACGCGGCCACGCGCCUCACCAGCUCCAACCUGCAGGCCCUGCGAGGCCUGGCGGCCGAGGCGGCGGCGAGCGUCUUCUCAAACCUGGAGCCGCAGACCUCCCCAGCCCAGUAUGUCUGCAACCUGGCGGGCGCAUACAGCCUCUGGGCGCUGCGCGCGCUCGAAGCCGUGACCAACGGGAGCCCCGUGCGGCAGGGCCAGGUGGCGGCGGACGGGCAGCUGCUGGCCGUGCUGGUGCGCACGAUGACGAGGCGCGGCGCCCCAGGCAUCUCGUGGCGCCGCUUCGCGGCAGCUGCCCUGCGCAACGCCGCGGCGUCGACGCUCGCGGCCGCAGCGACGGUGUCGGCGGCGAGCGGCGGCGGGGGCGUGCCGGCGACGGCGGUGGUGGCGGCUGAGUUGCUGGUGGAUUUCGUGAGGCGAGGCAAGGCUUUGGAGGAGGAUCACUGGGAGCUGGUGCUGCAGCUGCUGGCCCGCGUGCUGCCCUCACAGGCGGGUGGUGGGCUGUGCGCCGAGCGGAGGCGGCCGCGGUUUGCGAGCCGUGUACCAUGCGUAGUGUGCCCUUGA
Molecule: messenger RNA, 693 nt
Organism: Monoraphidium neglectum
Lineage: Eukaryota; Viridiplantae; Chlorophyta; Chlorophyceae; Sphaeropleales; Selenastraceae
Exons: 1
Coding region: 1-693 (230 amino acids)
Source: RefSeq, a predicted model, not a curated record